GAUCAAAGGAUGUCCCGCCCCUGCUCCCCUCCUAUUGGUUCUUCACGCUAAUGUCCUGCUGUGAUUGGUCGAAAGUGCCGUUAAUCAUGGAAGUUGAGUGUGGCUUUCCUGGUUGACAGCUGUCUCAGUACUGUGAGGUCAAGGGGAGAGAAGCAUGGCCGCGUUGUUUAGAGGGUCUCGAAAUAUAUGGCUAAGGUGGAAUAAGCAUGCCGACUUUGCCUUUGUGUCACUGCGAUCAAUGGCCUCAAAGACACCAGUGGGGUUUAUAGGCUUGGGAAACAUGGGCAGCCCCAUGGCCACAAACCUGCUAAAGAACGGUUAUCCUGUUAUUGCCACUGAUGUCUUCCCGGAAUCUUGUAAAGAGCUGCAGGACAUUGGUGCACAGGUUGUGGACUCACCUGCAGAUGUGGCAGACAGAGCAGAUCGCAUCAUCACAAUGCUGCCAUCUAGUCCUAAUGUCAUAGAAGUCUACACAGGCCCAAAUGGCAUUCUAAAGAAAGUAAAGAAGGGGACGCUGUUGAUCGACUCCUCCACUAUCGAUCCUGCUGUAUCCAAAGAAAUGGCCAAAGCUGCAGAGAAGAUGGGGGCUGUUUUUAUGGAUGCUCCGGUCUCGGGAGGUGUUGGGGCUGCGAGUUUGGCUAAACUAACCUUCAUGGUCGGAGGAUUGGAGGAAGAAUACGAGGCAGCACAGGAGCUGCUCACCUGCAUGGGAGCCAAUGUCGUCUACUGUGGACAGGUUGGCACUGGACAGGCAGCUAAGAUCUGCAACAACAUGCUGCUUGCGAUCGGGAUGAUUGGGACUGCAGAAACGAUGAACCUCGGUAUCAGACUUGGUCUCGACCCCAAGCUGCUGACAAAGAUCCUCAACAUGUCGUCGGGUCGAUGCUGGUCCAGCGACAAAUACAAUCCGGUUCCUGGUGUGAUGGAGGGAGUCCCCUCCUCCAACAACUACCAGGGGGGCUUUGGAACUACGCUAAUGGCAAAGGAUCUCGGUUUGGCCCAAAACACCGCCACCAACACAAAGACCCCCAUCCCUCUGGGUUCCCUGGCCCACCAGAUCUACAGAGUCAUGUGCUCUCGAGGCUACGCUAACAAGGAUUUUUCCUCCAUCUUCCAGUUCCUCCGCGAGGAGGAAGGACAGUGAACGGAGGGGAAAGAACAUCCGAACGUACUGCUGUCAUCCGCAAAUACACAUCUGAACCACACACCCCAGUGUCCCUUAUCCCACAAUGCUCAGGAGAGACUAAGAUGUUGCCCUCAGGCCCAGAUUUGCAGCCUAAUUAACAUACUGUAUGUUGACACGUGUUCCCUCGUCGCGUUAGCUGAAUCAUAUUUUCUAUUCAUGAACCCCUCCCUAUUUGGAGGGGAAAAUGCUAAAACUGACCUUAGAUCAGUAACAAUGGAAAUGACAAAUCUCUUUCCAGAAAAACAAAGUGAGGCUCCUCAGGUUUACGUGUACCUUGAUGAAUAUUCUGUAGAAUUGUUCAAAUGUGAUAUAUUUUUGAAGAUAUGUCUGUUACCCUAUCUGUUAAAAAAAGGGAAAAGAUAAUUUAAUUUAAAAAUAGAUUCAAAAAUGUAAAUUUAUAUUUUUAUUGAAGCCCAUAUAUGUGUACCAUUACCAAAAUUUCACAUCAUUUUUUUCAUCUGCAUGUCCUUUGCAAGAGUGUUAUUAGACACUUGCAUCUCAGGGGACAUAAACUCAUUUUUUUUCUCAACAGUUAAUAACACUAAUGUUACAGUACGGCAUGUGGACCGUUUCCGCUCUUCUGAACUACAAUAGACGAAUCAAGUUACUUUUAUUUCAGCGUCCAUCGCAGUGCGAUAUGCUUUGCCACUUUAAUACUGUUACAGAAUCUGCUUUUGAUUCUACUAUUUACAUCUGCUUAUUGAGCCAUAUGAGUGUUUUUUUUGGUUUAAAUUUUGUAUGACUGCCACAAAAACAUUAGCAUUGCCUUUGAUGCUCUUUCUGUAUGCAUUCAGUGUUCUCCUUCCAGUGUUUGUAAAGCGUACGGAAGUGUUUUUCUGCUCUGAACUUUAACUGUACAUAAUUUAUAUUUCAUAAUAUUGUCUCGCAUUAAAGAAGAAUUCCAAGCGAC
Molecule: messenger RNA, 2096 nt
Organism: Oryzias melastigma (Indian medaka)
Lineage: Eukaryota; Metazoa; Chordata; Actinopteri; Beloniformes; Adrianichthyidae
Gene: hibadha
Product: 3-hydroxyisobutyrate dehydrogenase a
Exons: 8
Coding region: 155-1144 (329 amino acids)
Biological process (GO): L-valine catabolic process
Cellular component (GO): mitochondrion
Molecular function (GO): NADP binding; NAD binding; 3-hydroxyisobutyrate dehydrogenase activity
Source: RefSeq, a predicted model, not a curated record